Fusarium verticillioides 7600 is the source of this 2987-nucleotide messenger RNA. RefSeq lists its product as hypothetical. The coding region runs from base 107 to 1438 and encodes 443 amino acids. NCBI's taxonomy places the organism in Eukaryota, Fungi, Ascomycota, Sordariomycetes, Hypocreales, Nectriaceae. The transcript has 5 exons. Gene Ontology annotation, biological process: transmembrane transport. The record is from RefSeq and is a predicted model, not a curated record. Gene Ontology annotation, molecular function: transmembrane transporter activity. Gene Ontology annotation, cellular component: fungal-type vacuole membrane.
CAGUCCUCAAUUCCAACCUCUCCUUGGCAACAUCUGGUUGUUUUCGCUCAAUGUUCGCGAAGUUGGGCUUCUAGGUGAAGUAGUUGGUGCAGUGAACAGAGCAACAAUGUCUUCGCCGGAAAAGACUGCCGAAGCGACGGCGGCAAGUGAGCCACAGACCGCCACCACAAAUACGCCCUCUGCGUUGGACGACGAAUCAGCGGUUGUAGACAUUGAGACAACUUUCGCAGCCUGGGUGUGUGUCUUUGGCAGCUUUUUGUUCCUGAUGCCUACAUACGGCAUGAUGCAGUCUGUCGGAACAUUCCAAUCUUACCUCGAGCUGAAUCAGCUUUCCGAUUAUUCAGCUGGUGAUAUUGGCUGGAUCCCUGGCAUGUACAUGUUUGUAUCAAUGCUGGUCGCGAUUCAAGUCGGCUCUUUUCUUGACCAGCGUGGUCCUUUCGCUAUGAGUAUUGUUGGAGGAGGCGGGAUUGUCAUUAUGUUUGUUCUGCUAGCUGAGUGUAAGCAUUACUGGCACUUCAUGCUGUGUUUCGGAAUCUUUGGUGGGUUGUCGACCGCUAUCGCUGGCACAAUCCCUGUAGCAGUGGUUGCGAAGCUCUUUUCUCGGAAGCGCGGCUUUGCUAUCGGGAUAGCUCUCACCGGCUCAUCGACAGGAACAGUGAUCUUCCCCAUCAUGCUCCGAUCAUUGCUCCCUAAGCUUGGUUGGAGUUGGUCGAUGAGAAUACUGGCCUUCGUCAUCCUCGGUAUUUUCACCCUCGGAACAAUCUGCUUCAUUCCUUACCGUCGACUUGUCAAGCUCGUCAACAUGCCGAUAGCCAAGAAAGGCGGCCUAUCUCUUCUCAACUUCUCUGCCUUCCGAUCGGUGGCUUUCACGCUGGUCUGUGUUAUGUUCUUCGCUACUCAGUUCGUUCUCUACGGAAUUGGUGGCCUGUUGCCGACUUUUGCGAUUCAAGCUGGUUUGACAGCCGAGACUGGCUAUACGCUCGUCUCCAUCAUCGGUGGUGCUUCGGCUUUCGGUCGUGUUAUUCCCGGUUUGGUCGGCGAUAAGCUAGGCCAUUACAAUGUUUUGAUAUUUAUGAUGGCGUUGACGUUGGUCUUUAUGGGGACACUGUUUGUCCCCUUUGGCGACAACAGUGUCGUGUUGUACGUCUUUACAGGUCUCUGGGGCUUUUGUUCUGGGGGUUUCUUAUCUAUAACUCCAGUAUGUGUUGGCAAAACAUGCGAGCCAAAAGAUUACGGACGAUAUUAUGGAACCAUGAACUUCGUCAUCAGCUUUUCUUUACUAAUUGCCAUUCCAAGUAGCGGCACAAUGAUAGACAAGAUGGGAACUCAAGCUCUGAGCGGCUUCCUGAUGGGAGUCCUAGCUCUAGGCCUGGGCUGCUUGUUUGCAUCACGCGCUGUCCUGGCAGGGAACUGGUUUGGAAUCAAGACCAAGAUUUAAAAAGUACAUGUUUCUCUUUCGAGGCGAAAAACACGGUUUUAGAUAUCAAAAUGACGUACGCAUAGGCUAUAAAUUUGAGUUCCACCAUAGCUGCCAACUCAGGCAUCCUCCAAAGUAAACGACGGUCCAUAGGCUUGUCUCCUGUAUGGUAAAGCUGGUUCCACCGGAUUAUUUGAUGUCUGUCCGCGGUCUAAGUAUCGCCGUUCGAAGGCGACUGCAUGGUGAGCAUCAACCUCUUUCGACACAUUCCGAUCCAUGUCUCCUUAAUUCAGCCGACGAAUCGCCAGCUCAGGCCGGUAUUUCCUAACAUCAAACGUAGUGAAAUAACCUUCUGACUCUGGAGUUUUGUUCGCAUCACAGAAUGCAUCAACCGGGAAGAGCCAAAAGCCAAACGCCGGUCUUACAGCUUUGCUUAUGUCUUCAUCCUCAGAUUCCCGGGUUUCCGAAGCUGCAACUCCCUCAAUUUUUGGUUCUUGAGAAGACCACGUACUUUCAGGCUGUGUUGUCCAGCCACUAUUUUCUGAUUGUAACCAAUCCUCGGCAUCCCUAAGGUUACAAAUCGAUCGACGAGGGUUGAAGCCAAGUAAAAUUCGGUAUUGUUCUUCACAUGGUCUUACUUCUAUCUUUUCUAGGGUUUGAAGCCAUGAGUCAUAUAAACGCUUAGGAUUGCGGACGUGAAGAUGGCUCAGAUCGUCUUCGACAGUGCGAGGAUCAAGCCCAAUACGAUCGAAGCUGUGUGGCAAAGCGUGAAUGGGAAAUGACCUUUCGAAGAACGUCUUGCGGAUUGUUGACCUUUCAUUUUCACCACCAAUCAUCCCCCGAAUAGAUGCCUGGAUAUAAACCAACCAAACUUCAUCAAGCCCGCUGAUGAUUUCUCUGAACAUCCUCAUCUUUGAGGAUUCGAUUUCAGAUGGCCUGAUUGCGUCAAGGCCGUAUGCGCGCCCCCCUAACUGAUUGCGACAGAGAGCAAGGUUUCUAAUCCCGAUGUUACGUGGAUCAUGCUUCGUCUUCAAGUCGCAUACAAAGUCCACUAUGGCCAUCGUGUCUUGCUCUAUAUGAAGAAAGUCAUAUUCAGGGUUGAUAUAUAUCGCUCCAGAAGUCCAAGGGGUGAUGCGAUGUUUGGAUGCAUGGGCCGUCAACCAACAGGGCAGGCGCAUCCUAUGGAAAGAAAGCGUCACCUCUCUGGAUUCUGCAUUGACUCUAAGAAGUUUGCUAAGGAGUCGGUGGCCGGCGACAACGGGAUAGUAGGAUGGAUCAUCCUCCCCGGGUUCUAUUGGAGGAAAUCGAAUACCAUAUCUAGUACGGUUGGCACAAAAUCUGGCGUGUGAUCGGAGAAAGAUCUUGAUAAUUCUUUCAUGUCGGAGAGCCCAUUUCCAUAUUGAGACUCGUAUCUCUGCUGGAAGUGAGGGGAACUGCGUGAACGAUGAUGGCCCUGCAACAUUGGCCGCAGGAUUGAAAAUCUCUAGAUGCCUUCGAGACAUUCUUACUAUAUAUGCAAUAUAUCGCUUGUCGAAAGGAACGAGGUAUUAGAGCAUGUCGCGAGUGGAGU